This is a messenger RNA of Onychomys torridus (southern grasshopper mouse), 5932 nucleotides long. It is a transcript of the gene Asxl2, whose product is annotated as ASXL transcriptional regulator 2. NCBI's taxonomy places the organism in Eukaryota, Metazoa, Chordata, Mammalia, Rodentia, Cricetidae. Gene Ontology annotation, molecular function: DNA binding; chromatin binding; peroxisome proliferator activated receptor binding. Gene Ontology annotation, biological process: animal organ morphogenesis; positive regulation of transcription by RNA polymerase II. The transcript has 13 exons. Bases 106 to 4668 code for a protein of 1520 amino acids. Gene Ontology annotation, cellular component: PR-DUB complex. The record is from RefSeq and is a predicted model, not a curated record.
UGGGGAGUUGCGGGGUGGAGGGGGGAACUGGGGACGGGGACGACUGCGCGCUCGUUCGCGCAGGCCGGCUGCGUACAGUAGUGACGGCCGCGCGGGAGCGAUCACAUGACCACAGCGGCUGCCUGUACAGUAAGAACCCAAUAUGGCAGCGGCGUUAGCAGUGGCAACAGCAGCAGAACCGGCCGCCCCGUAGACCCCCCCUCCACCCCCGCCACUGCGCGCCUCCGCGGCCGCGUCUUGGCUGAGUUGCUUCUCCGGUCCGACUUCCCCUUUUCCCCCACCUUUCCCUGCCCCGAGGGAAAAGCCGUACAGGGCGCAGCAGGCAAGGGAGGGCAGCCGGAGCCGGGGCACGGAAGCCUCCCAGUCAGUUCAGGACCCGACAUGAGGGAAAAGGGCCGUAGGAAGAAGGGCAGGACCUGGGCGGAGGCCGCCAAGACGGUCUUAGAAAAAUAUCCCAAUACACCUAUGAGUCAUAAAGAAAUUCUUCAAGUUAUCCAGAGAGAAGGACUAAAGGAAAUCAGAAGUGGGACUUCCCCUCUUGCAUGCUUAAAUGCAAUGCUCCACACAAACUCCCGAGGUGAAGAGGGCAUCUUCUAUAAAGUCCCAGGUAGAAUGGGAGUAUAUACUUUGAAGAAAGAUGUGCCAGAUGGAGUGAAGGAGCUGUCAGAAGGUUCAGAAGAAAGCAGUGAUGGUCAGUCAGACUCUCAGAGCUCUGAGAACAGCAGCAGCAGUGAUGGUGGCAGCCGCAAAGAGGGGAGGAAGAGCAGGUGGAGGAGGAAAGUAUCAUCUAGACUGUCACAGCCAUCCUCUCCCCACUCAGGCUGCCCAUCACCUUCCAUUCCAGCAAGUAAAGUCAUUUCUCCGUCACAGAAGCACAGCAAAAAGGCAUUAAAGCAGGCCCUGAAGCAGCAGCAGCAGAAGAAGCAGCAGCAGCAGCAGCAACAAUGCAGGCCAAGCAUGCCCAUCUCCAACCAACACCUCUCUCUCAAGACUGUCAAAGCAGCUGGGGACCCUCUACCUGCCAAACCUGCCCUGUGGGAAGGAAAGCGGUCUGAUGGUCAGUCCAGCAGUCCCCAGAACUCACUCACCAGCUUCGCCUCCGCAGUGAAAGUGGACAGUUCUCUUCUAGGCUUGGGGAAGAAGUCUUUCCAGAGGUCCGACAGACUCCACACAAGACAGAUGAAAAGGACUAAGUGUGCUGACAUUGACGUUGAGACACCCGACUCCAUUCUGGUUAAUACUAAUCUUCGAGCACUGAUUAACAAGCACACCUUUUCAGUUCUUCCUGGAGAUUGCCAGCAGCGCCUGCUUUUACUGCUUCCAGAGGUGGAUCGGCAGGUUGGUCCAGAUGGUUUGAUGAAGUUGAAUGGGUCAGCCCUUAACAAUGAGUUCUUCACUUCUGCAGCUCAAGGCUGGAAGGAGAGGCUCUCAGAAGGUGAAUUCACCCCUGAAAUGCAGGUGAGAAUUCGGCAAGAGAUUGAGAAGGAGAAGAGAGUAGAGCCCUGGAAGGAACAGUUCUUUGAAAGCUACUAUGGGCAGAGUUCUGGCUUAAGCCUUGAAGAUUCGCAGAAACUGACAGCUUCCCCUAUCGAUUCCAAAGUAAAGAAGACCCCAGCUGAGCAACCAAAACCCUUAUUUCCUUCAGAGGCCUCUCCUGUCAGGAUCAUCUCAGUAGUUCCUCAGUCAGAGUGUAAAGAAGAAACAGUGCAAAUACUCUCACCAUUCAGAAAAGAAGAAGAAAGCCAAGAUGAGGCACGGCCAAACUCCAAAUCCCCAGAACCCAUCCUUGCAUCAGCCAGCAAUACAAGUGAGUUUAUUACCGUGAAGUCCCCCAAGUGCCCUGAGCAUGAGGGGCUCUUAGAGCAGAAGCCACUUGUCUGUGCUGAACAGGAGUCUGAGAAAUUAAAUCAUGUCAUCACAACAUCUAAUUGCAACAAAAGUGGGAACCAAGAAGUGUUAGCUACAUCCCCAAGCAAAUCUAAAAAUGCUGGGUUAGAAAAACCCAUAUCACAGCCUGUUGAAGAAGCAGGUCCACUGGACCCUGAUGUGAAGAUGCCUCCAGCAACUCUUACUGAUCAGAUCCCAGAAAGUCUCAAGAGGAAAUCUUCUCUUACCCAAGAGGAGGCCGCUAGCAGCUGGGAGAAAAGACCACGUGUCACUGAGAGUCACCAGCACCGGCAGCCAUUUCCGGUCUCGCCACAGCCCUUUCUUGGCAGAGGGGACAGGAUCCAAGUGCGAAAAGUACCACCUCUCAAGAUCCCGGUCUCCAGAAUCUCCCCGCUGCUGCUUUCUACAUCGCAGGUCUCUCCCAGGGCUCGUUUCCCAGUCUCCAUCACUAGUCCUUACAGAACCGGAGCCAGAACUCUGGCAGACAUCAAAGCAAAAGCCCAGUUGGUCAAAGCACAGAGGGCCGCAGCCGCAGCAGCCGCUGCAGCCGCUGCAGCCGCCUCAGUUGGAGGGACCAUUCCAGGACCUGGCCCUGGGGGUGGACACAGCCCAAGAGAGGGUGGGGAAAGGAAAGCUGCUGGCAGAGGGGGUCCGGGCUCAGACAGAGCCAGUGCCACUGGAAAGGGUCCCACACUGGAACUGGCAGGAACUGGAAGCGGGGGAGGUACGAGAGAGCUUUUACCAGGUGGUCCCCAACCUGAGACCCGUGCACCAUGCCAAGCACAGCCUCCUGGUGUCUCUGGAGCACAACUACAGCAAACCUCCUCAGUGCCCACAGCACUUGCCAACAGUGGGACAGGCAUCCCAUUACCACCCCACAUAGAGAAAUCAAACAGGGAAAAACCGGAGCCCCCCAAGGCAACAGCCACAGCAGCCUCUCCUUGCCACCCUCAAGACCCGAGUAGUUGCCGACAGGAGAAAGCUCCUUCUCCAGAAGGGCCUGCUCUGAUCUCAAGAGCUUCACCUGUUUGUUUUGUAGCUGAUGGCACAGUUGAGCCCAAAGCAGGUUCUAGUAAGAAUGCACCAAAGCCUUCAGUCUCAGCAAAGGCAACUGCUCCUGCCCGACUGGAUUUGACCUCCCCCGCUGCAACACCCCUGUUGACAACAGCCAGUGUGGAAGCACUCUGUGUGUCCCAGGGCAGUGGAACUUCAGGACCUGCCACAGCAACUUCAUCCUCAAGCACUUUGCCAGCAGCUUCCAGCCUUAAAACCCCAGGAACUCCUGCAACUAUGAAUGGACCCGCCUCAAGACCAAGUUCUAGCAUCCCUGCUAAUAAUCCUUUAGUUACUCAGCUGCUCCAGGGUAAAGAUGUUCCCAUGGAGCAAAUUCUGCCUAAACCUCUCCCCAAAGUUGAGAUGAAAACAGUCCCACUGACUACAACAGAGGAGAAAGUGACAGGAGCCUUCCCUGGUGCCAGUGCAGUGGAAAGUAGCACCAGAGAGGAAGUUCAUGGCAGGCAGGCCUAUCUGGCUGUCCAGCAGCUGGGCAAACCCUUGCAGAGGAAGCAGCUUCCCCAGGUCCCGAGGCCAGUCUUUGAAGCUAAGGAGCCAAGGGACUCUUGCCUUGACGCUCACCAGUUCCCAGAAGGAGUAAGCAGAACAACUCAAGAUCAGCUUUUUCAGACCCUCAUCCAGAGGGCUCAGAGACAGAGCGUUCUUUCAUUUGUACCACACUCUCAGUUCAACUUGGCUCACUCAGGGUUCCAGUUGGAAGACAUAUCCACAAGCCAGAAAUUCAUGCUGGGCUUUGCUGGCAGAAGGACAGCCAAGCCUGCAAUGGCAGGUCACUAUUUACUUAAUAUUUCCACCUAUGGCCGGGGUUCAGAGAGCGUUAGGAGGACCCAUUCUGUAAAUCCCGAGGAGCGACUUUGGCUAAGUAGCCCCAGCAAAGACUUGAAAAUGGGAUCUGCAGAUUGUAAAACCACAGCUGGAGAAAGCAGCAGUAGCAGCAGCAGCAAAGAGGAUGGAACUGAUGACGAGAGUGUGGGUGACGAGCAGGAGCCCGUGUCAGGGAAGGAGGAGCCCUGGGCUUCCCAGAGCUCUGGCAAGCACCCCCACAGUGGGGAAACACUGUCCACCAAUGAUGGGUUAGCCAGCAAGAAUGGUAAGACUGAGGCACCAAUGAGUGAGCAAACCACUUUAGGCAAGGAGAAUUACAUAUUCUCUAGAGGCCAAGCAUUUGAUGAAAAGACCCUAGCAAGAGAUUUUAUUCAGGCAGCACACAAACAGAUGGCUCACGCUGUGAGAGGUAAGACGGUGUGUAGCAGCCCUGAGCUUUUCAACUCUACUGCUCUCUCUCUCCCUGCAGACAGCCCCACGCAUCAGCCUCUCCUCCUUCCACCACUGCAAACCCCCAAAUUGUAUGGAAGCCCCACCCAGAUAGGGCCAAGCUAUAGAGGCAUGAUCAAUGUCUCCACCUCAUCAGACAUGGACCAUAGCUCUGCUGCACCAGGUAGCCAGGUAGCCAGCGAUGUAGGAGAUGUUAUGUCCUUUUCCGUGACUGUCACUACCAUCCCUGCUAGCCAAGCUAUGAAUCCCAGCAGCCAUGGCCAGACACUUCCCGUGCAGGCCUUUCCUGAGGAGGACAGCCUCGAGGACACACCCUCAAAAUGUUACUGCCGCUUGAAAGCCAUGAUCAUGUGCAAAGGAUGUGGAGCUUUCUGUCACGAUGACUGCAUUGGCCCCUCCAGACUGUGUGUCUCCUGCCUCGUUGUUCGGUGACAGGGCUGCAGCUCUGUAAAGGAGGGAAGGGCAGGCUUAACAAGACACGGGCGUGCACCCUUUGAAAUCCCAGAAAUAAAGUUUCAGUUGUCUCAAGAGAAGACGUUAAUCAGGAAUGCAGAAUGCAGGUCUUGAGAUUUACAGAAACAGCACCUUGUAUAGUAAGUCUUAGUCGAGUAGGACUAUGAAUCGGUGACAAGUUUGCACUUAAGAAAUCAUGUCAAUGUGUCACAUUUUGUUUUAACGUUGUUUUCCAAGGAUUUAGGUAAUGAUGUGUUGACUUUACAUUCAGAUUUACGUCCCAUCUCUUGACUCUGAAACUAGUGGAGUGAGCGGUGUGCACAGUGAAAGGUAACCGUCUGCCCCCAGCCUUUCCCAGGGUGGGGAGAAGGAGAAGUAGUCAGGAGGUGGCCAUCAUGCUGGUUAUGUCUGCACAGGCUGGCUGCAGCUUCUUCCCAGACAACACACAUGCCUUUGAAGGGUUUGCAUUGGCCUCUGCUCACCCUUUUAUUUUAGGUGGAGCCAUUUUCAGUGGAAUUUCUAGAAAGGUAUUCACUUCCCAGACACUGUUUGGAUCCUGACAGUCCUGGCUGAGCUUUUGGGCCAUGAGUCAGUACUGCUGUCAAGCAGAGCUCUGCUGUCUCCUCGUCAGUGAAUGUUACUUAAGAAGGACUCUAUCAGUCCAGUCUGUCAUGGCAUUACUUCCAGCAAUAAUACAUCCUGACACCGUAUUCUUUCUGGGCUCCCACAGACAGGUCUGCAAUACUAAUGUAAAAGAAAAUGCACACGCACAUUAGUGAUUGGGGUGUGUGUGUGUGUGUGUGUGUGUGUGUGUGUGUGUGAGAACUGUGUCUUGGCGAAGGGGACUGAAACUGAAGAAACAGCUGAAACUUAGCUUCAGGAAUUGGGAAGAGUGAUUUUAACACUGGACACAAAACACUUUCUUUUCCUCGUCUCUCUCAAGCCAUUCCAGGUAGAAAAGCUCUUUAGUGGUACCUCUUUGCUCCUUUGACAUCCCAGGCAUGAGAGAUGGAUGCUGUGGUCUUAUGCCGUCCUAUCAUACCACAUGUUUGCCCCCAACACGUGGAGAAAGAAGACAGUGUGCUGCUUUAGAAAGUGAGUCUACUGUUGUACAGUCUCUGCUCUUAGGACACUGGGAUGCCCGAUGGGAAAGAAGGCCAUUAGAGUGACGAAUCGAUUAUCUGGCUGUGAAGUUUUACAGUUUUUCUUUCUUUUUGAUGAUGAUUCUUAAAAUCCUUUUCCA